GUAAUCUUAUCAAGAGAAAAAUCUACCAAUAGAUUAUAUGCCCUCAAAGUUAUUUCCAAAGAGUGGGUGGUUUUUCGGCAAGAGGUCGAACACACAAGAACCGAACGUGAUAUUCUUGCAAUUGCUUCCAGAACUUCCCAUCCUUUCCUUAUUAGAUUACGCGAAUCUUUUCAUGAUAGUAAUCAAUUAUUCCUUGUAUUGGAUUAUUAUCCUGGUGGUGAUAUUGCCACUCAAUUGGCUAAAUGGCAUAGAUUCGAUGAUGCAAGAUGUCUUUUUUAUGCCGCUGAAAUUGUCCUUGGUAUAGAAGAAUUACAUCGUUUGG
This is a messenger RNA of Racocetra persica, 322 nucleotides long. Lineage: Eukaryota; Fungi; Glomeromycota; Glomeromycetes; Diversisporales; Gigasporaceae. The record is from the annotation of a GenBank genome assembly.